Phoenix dactylifera (date palm) is the source of this 426-nucleotide messenger RNA. NCBI's taxonomy places the organism in Eukaryota, Viridiplantae, Streptophyta, Magnoliopsida, Arecales, Arecaceae. The record is from RefSeq and is a predicted model, not a curated record.
AUGGAAAUUCCACCAUCCCUUUUUCCUUCCGUACAACCUUGUCUCUUCUCAACUCGCUGCUACCCCCUAUUCUUCACCUUCCUCCCAGGAGAAGAAAACCAACGGCGGAUUCCUUAUCUUUUCCAACUCCUCUUCGCCAAGAGCACCGCCUUCCCCUCCCUUCGCCCCUCCAACCUCCCCGCCUCCUCUCGUCGCUCCUCCCCUCUCAGCUCCACCUCGCUCUCCCUCCGGCUACCAACCGCGGCGGCGGUGGGGCCGAUCGACUUGGCCUUCGCCACCGUGGAGCCGACCCUCAGGCACGCGAGCGUGCUCUUCUUCAAGUCGGGAUACAACGUUCAGAUCGUGGUGGACGGGAAGGAGCCGGAGGAAGCCCUCCUGCGGCGGUUCCGGCGGGAGGUAGCCAAGGCCGGGGUGAUCCAGGAGUAG